AUCCCUAGCGCAUUGUGUAUGCAUUACGCAUUUGCGAAAUUUACUAAGAGAAAUAUAUUUUAAGACAAUUUAAACACAAUACUUGUGACUGUGCCUGUGCAAAAAACCUACCAAUUGCUGCCUGGAAACGCGCCACACCUGAGCUACUGUGGCCAUGUACGCCACCAACAAUGGCAGCACAAAUAAGGCGCCAAAUAGCAAUGCCACAACGAUGUUUGAUAACACAAUUACCGUGACACCGAUCAAAAUGGAGCUGGGCUCAGCAAUCACAAAAACAACGCCAUCAACAGCGCCGGCCCUAAGGCGUCCCAAUGCCGUCAUUGUCACAACACAGCAGCUAACAAUGCCAAUGCAAACGAGUUUGCCCGUGAGCAACAGCAGCAACUCACCGUAUACGGGCAUCAGUGUUACCUCCAUGACGACAACGGCGACGACGACGACGACGCCAAAGGAGAAACCCACAAAAGCGGCGCGUGUUCAGGUCGUACGCAAACCGCCGCCAACGAUUGACAAUUUUUGGCCAAACAUAUUGAGUGAAGUGAUUGGGAUUGGGCAGGUGGAUGCCAAGCAUCAGGUGCUGCCGCUGGCGCGUAUCAAGAAGAUUAUGAAGUUGGAUGAGAAUGCUAAGAUGAUUGCGGGCGAGGCGCCGCUGCUGUUCGCCAAGGCCUGUGAAUAUUUCAUACAGGAGCUGACGAUGCGCGCCUGGGUGCACACCGAGGAGAGUCGACGUCGGACGCUGCAGAGAUCGGAUAUUGCGCAGGCCAUUGCCAAUUAUGAUCAAUUUGAUUUUCUUAUUGAUAUUGUGCCGCGCGAGGAGAUCAAACCGUCAACCACACAGAAAACCAAAGAGCCAGCCACCAGCUCGAAUGUGUCAGCGGCAACUGCUGCUGCCAACGCCAACGCCGCCGCCGCGGCUGCAGCAGCAGCAUCAUCUGCUGUAUCUGCUGUUGCUGUCAGCAGCAAUACUGCCAGUGGCAACUUUGCAACAAAUGUGAGUUCCGUGAAUGUACCUGCUACGGCUGCAGCGACUGGCCUCAAACUGGAUCCAACUGCUGCCGAAGUGCUUGGCUUUAGCACGGUCAAUCCCGAUCUGUUUGCAGCGGCAGCAGCAAGCAGUAGCCAACAACUGCAACAGCUUACCGCGCAACAGCAUCAACCGCAGCAGGUGCAGAUCAUACAACAGGGCGCUGGUGCCCAACAGCUGCAAUACUUUAUAGCGUUGCCCGGUCAGCAGCCCAAUCAGUUGGUGCAGCAGCUGCAUCAGCAACAGCAACAGCAGCAACAGAAUAGUCUCGGUCUCAAUAUUGUUGCCCAGCAGCCGACACAACAGUUAAUACUCACCGCCGGACCCAAUGGCCAACUGACAGCGACGCCGGCACCCACAGCACAGCAGCAGCAGACGGCGCUGCUACAGAAUCUGGCGCAACAGCAGCAGCAACAACAGCAGCACCAGCAACAACAGCAGCAGCAGCAACAAAUCCAACUACUGCAGCAGGUUGUCACACAAAAUGGCGAACUGACCAAUGUGCCGAUUGCAAUCAAUGCCAAUCAGCUGCACUUGCUGCGUCUGCAGAUGCAACAACAACAGCAGCAACAACAGCAGGUUGCUGCCGUGCAAGCAGCGGCGGCGGCGGCGCAACAUAAUCAACAGCAGCAGGUUAUCAUUCCCACGCAAUUGUUGACGGCACAGCAGAUACUGCAGCUUGGUGGCACGCCAACAAAUGCCACAACGCUGACACAGCAGCAGCUGCAGCAACAUCAACAACAGCAGCAGCAGCAGCAACAACAGCAGCAGCAGCAACACCAACAGCAGCAGCAACAACAACACCAACAGCAGCAGCAACAUCAGCAGCAGCAGCAGCAACAACAUAUGCACAUUACUACCAACAAUGCCAACAGCAAUAAUGCCGGCAACAACAACAAUGCCACGCCCAUAUUCAUAAAUGCAACAGCAACAAAUACACAAAACACAACACAAACACAAGCACAGACAAUUUCAGCAUUAACCACCGAUCGAACGCUGACUGGUGGCUUUCGGUAAAACCAUAAAUAGUACAUAUUAAUAUAAACGUAAGCAGAAAUUAAUAAUUUAAAUCUUAAGUUGAAAGCAAAACCCCAAAACAAACACACACGCACUCAACCAAUUAUUUGUAAGCUUAUAAGUUAAUGUUAAGCACAAAACAUUUAAAUAUCGAAUGGAAAGUCCCAAAUUGACCGUUAGCAAUCAUAUCCAAGCAUCGGGAGGCAAAUUUUGUUAAAUGGCGAUUAGAGAUUUGGUUUUAUUUAGUGUUAGGCAUUGAUUGCCUGUCGCCUGCCCAGGCCAUUAAAAAAGAAGAAAACACAUAUUACCAUGUAUUUUGUAUAUUAUUAAUCAAGCAAGGAAGAGGAGAAUUUAAUUAGUUAGCAACUAAGUCGAAAUGUAAAUGAAUAAUAUAUUGCAAAUUAUAUUCAAAAUUUGAAUAAUGUAUAAAUUAAGUGAAGCCGACAGCUGACUGUGGGAAUGCUCCUUGAGUUGCCAGUCUCCAGAAUUGUGUACAUAUCAUAACAUAUGAAAAUGAACAAAUUAUUUAUUGUAUUUCUCACUUGCCCCUGCCCCUGCCCCACCCACUCUUGUAGCACGCACACUAUAACUUAAAUUCCAAAUGAUGCCAAUGUACAGAGAGAUUUGAUGAGAGAGUGUGCGUGCGUGUGUGUGUGCGUGUGUGUAUAUUCAAUUAUCAGCUAAAUUAUAAUAAUAACAAUAACAAACAGCUGUGGCAUAAGGAGUAUUCCCCUUCAAAAUCAGGUUUCACAUCAUAUUUUUAACAAUAUAUAUUUAUAAUAACAAUAAUAAUAAUAAUAGUAACUUGCCCCGCCCCCACUUCCCCGGCUCCCCUUCCAUCUCUGUCGACAAGAUUACCAUAUUAUGUGUAUGUAUAUGUUUAGUUAAAUACUUGUGUUUAAUGAAGUAAACUUGCAGCAACAACAAUUUCCAAUUGUCUGUAUUUCGUAUCUGUCUGUCUUUGUUUCCGUCUCCGUUUUCGUCUCGUGAUCCUUUGUCUAGUUGAAAAUUCUUUACUCCGCAGCAAUUGUGCCCUUUUAAAUGAGCUACAUAAAAAUGGGUAUUUUAGUGUUGUGCAAUUUAUGAAAGAGGCAUAUUUAAACCUAUAAAGCUUAUACAGUUAGUCAGGUAAUUCUUUUGACAAAAUAUACAAUUCUU
This is a messenger RNA of Drosophila innubila, 3199 nucleotides long. RefSeq names its product nuclear transcription factor Y subunit gamma (gene Nf-YC). NCBI's taxonomy places the organism in Eukaryota, Metazoa, Arthropoda, Insecta, Diptera, Drosophilidae. The record is from RefSeq and is a predicted model, not a curated record. Gene Ontology annotation, biological process: regulation of DNA-templated transcription. Gene Ontology annotation, molecular function: DNA-binding transcription activator activity, RNA polymerase II-specific; protein heterodimerization activity. Gene Ontology annotation, cellular component: nucleus; CCAAT-binding factor complex. The transcript is spliced from 3 exons. The coding region runs from base 155 to 2041 and encodes 628 amino acids.